ACGCUCUCUGUUUCUCGAACAGAGGAGAAGCGGUGGGGCGUGGGUUUGUUUCUCGAACAGAGAGAGGAGCGGUGGAGCGUGGGGAGAAGAAGAGAGGAAGAAGAGGGAGAAGAGGAGAAGAAGAAGAAGAAGAAGAAAAAGAAGAGAGGAGAAUAGCUGCGGCAAGGCUGCAGCGAGGAGGUGUGUGGCGUUGGGGAGGAAAAGGGAAAGAGGAGAAGAAGAGAAGGAGAAGAAGAGGGAAAAGAGAGGGAAGAGGGAGAGGAGCGAGAGGUGGCAGCAGCUAGGGCUGCAGCACCUCUGUUUCCUGCAGGUGGAAACAGAGGAGAGGUGUGGGGCGUUCGAAGAGGAGAAGAAGAAGAAGAGGAAGAGAAGAAGAAGAGGAAGCAGGAGAAGAGGUUGUGAUGCCUCUGUUCCUGCAGAGGAAACAGAGGAGAGGGUGUGUGUGACGCCGGGGAGGAAAAGGGAAUAGGAGAAGAAGAGAAGGAGAAGAGAGGGAAGAGGGAGAGGAGCGAGAGGUGGCAGCAGCUAGGGCUGCAGCACCUCUGUUUCCUGCAGGUGGAAACAGAGGAGAGGUGUGGGGCGUUCGAAGAGGAGAAGAAGAAGAAGAGGAAGAGAAGAGGAAGAGGAAGCAGGAGAAGAGGUUGUGAUACCUCUGUUCCCUGCAGAGGAAACAGAGGAGAGGGUGUGUGUGACGCCGGGAAGAAGAAGGGGAGGAAGGAGAAGAAGAGAAGAAGAAGAAAGGAAGGAGAAGGAAGAGGAGAAGGGAAAGAAGUAGCUGCGGCUGCGGCUGUGGCAGCUGCAGCUAUGGCAGGGAAAGAGGAAGAGAAAGGAAGAAGGGAAGGAGAGGAAGAAGAGAAGGGAAAGAAGGGGUUGCGGCUGCGGCGAUGGCAGCUGCAGUUGGAAGAGAAGACGGGGAGGAAGGAGAAGAAGAGAAGAAGAAGAAAGGAAGGAGAAGGAAGAGGAGAAGGGAAAGAAGUAGCUGCGGCUGCGGCUGUGGCAGCUGCAGCUAUGGCAGGGAAAGAGUAAGAGGAAGGAAGAGAAGGGAAGGAGAGGAAGAAGAGAAGGGAAAGAAGGGGCUGCGGCUGCGGCGAUGGCGGCUGCAGUUGGAAGAGAAGAAGGAGAGGAAGAUGAGCAGGGGAGGAAGAAGAGGCUGUGGCCGUGGCUGAGGCUGCGACUGCAGCAGUGCAGCCGGGAAAGAAGAGAAGGAAAGGAAGAAGAAGAGAAAGUAAAAGGGAAGAAGAGAGGAAGAGGAGAAGGAGAGGCAGCUGUGGCAGUGGCAGCUGCAGCUGGAAGAGAAGGAGAGGAAAUAGAGCAGGGGAGAAAGAAAAGGCUGCGGUUGAGGUGGCUGCGGCCAUGGUUGCGACUGCGACUGCGGCAGUUGCAGCUGGGAAAGAAAAGAAAGGAAAGGGGGAAAAAGGGGCUGCGAUUGUGGCAGCGGCAGCGGCGGCGGUUGUGGCAGCUGCGUUUGGGAAAGAAAAAGAAGGAAUGAGAGUAAGAGAGAGCAAGUGAUUGUGCCUCGAUGUUCGACACGUGGUGUAGUUGCGAAGAAAGGAAGAAAACAGGAGCACAAAACGAAACAGAGAGAGGACACGGAGAAAAAGUAGAAGGAUUUGGGCUGGCACCUUCUUUGGAUCUUCGGAUCGAAAUCUUUGAAAGGUCAGCUUGUCACUCUUCGAGAUGUUGAUUUGGGCUGAGGCAGUGGAUAGCUAUUCAGAAUUAUGGGCAAGUCUGGGUGGUUAUUAUGAUAUUGUUGUAUAAGUAUGUUUUGUAUGUAAUGAAAUGUUGUCGAUGAAUCGAAAUGGAUAUACUGUGUAAAAGUGUUAGAAGAUCUCUCUUAUUUGGAAUUUCGGAAUGUUAAGUCUAAUUUAUGACGAUAUGAACUUGUGGUGAAUAGUUGGAGUUCUGAUUGUAUAAUUUAUUUAGCUUGUGGAUUUAUAAAUGUUGUUCAUGUUUGUCAA
This is a messenger RNA of Musa acuminata AAA Group (dessert banana), 1958 nucleotides long. RefSeq lists its product as uncharacterized. The record is from RefSeq and is a predicted model, not a curated record. The transcript has 2 exons. Lineage: Eukaryota; Viridiplantae; Streptophyta; Magnoliopsida; Zingiberales; Musaceae. The coding region runs from base 1091 to 1489 and encodes 132 amino acids.